Molecule: messenger RNA, 1395 nt
Organism: Pocillopora verrucosa
Lineage: Eukaryota; Metazoa; Cnidaria; Anthozoa; Scleractinia; Pocilloporidae
Source: RefSeq, a predicted model, not a curated record
AUGUCUAACGUAGAAUAUAGUCACCUUCUUUUUGAGAUAAGCCAACGACUCGAUCUACUAGACCAACAUGAACAUUUACUCUUCAUGUGUAGAAGGUAUUUAGCGUCUAGACCUGAAGACAUUCCCGAUGCACUUUCGCUCUUUCGAGAGCUAGAAGAACAAAAUAAUUUGGCCAUUGAUCAGGUUGAACUAUUGAAAGAGCUGCUAAAAGGGUUCGGAGAAUGGUCGUCGUUUCAGAAAGUGGAAACGUUCGAGUACAAAAGGAAAGAUUAUAAAGAAUUGCUUGAACAGAUCAGCCGUGCUCUCGACGAAAGCAAUCAACUGCAGCAGCUUAUUUCUGUCUGCACCGCGAAGGAAACGUUGGACGAAAAUGAAAGAAACACUCAAACUGCUCGAAUUUUGUUCGAAAAACUUGAAAGCCGAGGACUUUUUGAGUUUGGUCGUCUUGAUUUCUUGAAAGGGAUUUUAUUGGGAAUUGAGAGACAAGAUCUGGUGAGGAAAGUUCAGGAUUUCGAGAAGCGACGAAUUGACGAGGAUGAAUUUGAAAGAAGGAAAGCGCAAGCCCGUAGCAUUGUUGCGGCAGCCAGGGUUGUUGGUGGAAGAGUAAUCGGAGUACUGAACAUGAAGACAGUGUUUGGAGUGGCAGCAGCGGGAAUAACCUUACUCACUGUCCGUGAGAUUUUGACUCGAUGGUCAACUUAUGAUCAGUUAGUCACCUGCUUCCAGGGUUGUGUGCUUCCUGCUGGUUCAAGAUUGAUUGAAGUGAGUCAAGGGUGCGUAUGCUUUACAAUUCAGGUCGACAAUCUCACGGGGCUCACUGCUUUGUGGAACAUGUACGAGGAUGGCACGCUCAGGGAACGUUUAUUUAAAUUUUUUGUGACCGAUGAAAUGAAGACCCGUGCCGGUGGUGAAGAGAAUGUGGAAUUGACUGUGACGAUUGAAAAAGCAGAAUACGAGAAAGCUUACUUUGAGCUUGUUCAAGAAGCUGACGGUAACCAGAAGCGACCUCCGGAACGAGGUGUUCGUAGGCACUCCGACUCAGUGUUAUCUCUCCCACCCAGAACAGCUGAAAAUUCUCUGAUAACAAUAGCACAACUUAAGAACCAAGUCAAGUCUCUGGAGGAAAGAAUAGAAGCUGUAGAGACUCAAAUGGUUCCAUUUGAGAAAGGUCCUGCGAAGGUGCCAGGAAGAAAAUGUGAACACUCUGAUUCAGUGAUAUCAACAACGCCGAACGAGGAUGAAACAUUGCAAGUAAAAGUGAAAAGACUCGAGAAUGAUGUCCAACUCCUAAAGGAGAGAGCGGAGAGUCAAGAGAAACAAAUGACUAGACUUUCACGUGAGUUUUUUGGGACAAGGAUGGCCACGGAAAUAAUUCCAGCAGAGGAAGGUAACUAA